AUGUCUGCAGAUCGCCCUGUGCAGAGGAAUAAUAUGACCAAGGAGAUGGCCCGGGUCGUGCCGCUGAACCUGUUCAUCUUUUUCUUUGGCGCUGGAUUUCUUCUACUCAUUUUCUGUCUCGUGUUCUGCUGCUACUUUCUCAGACUUAAGCAGCAGGAACAUUACAGGAGACGCGGCUAUAAGAAGGUGGUCUUAAAGGACAAAGCAAAGAAAUCCAACCUGGUUGGGCAAGUGUGUGCAGUGUGUCUGGAAGAGUUUAAAGUGAAGGAAGAACUUGGCUUGUGUCCUUGUACUCAUGCUUUCCACACCAAGUGCCUGAUGAAGUGGUUGGAGGUGCGAAACGCAUGUCCCAUGUGUAACAGAAACAUUUCAUUGCCAAUACAGAGACCUUCCUUGGAACCCAUGUGAUGAGGUUACUUGCUGUAGGGCCACCCAGCUUUAGCUUUUAUCAUAUGAAGUGUAAUGUGAGGCGACAGUAAAAUGUGGACGAGGGAAGGAAGAUGGACUUGUCUGUUAGGGCAUAUGAAAGCUAAAUAUGCAUGAUGGCAGCAAGGUCAGGGCUGGCUGGUCUGUGGCAGAUUCAACCAUCCACACUUGGGAAAAUAUUCAGUGGUAUAGAUGCAUCCUCAGGUCACCUGGGGUAAGGAGGGGGAGCAACAGCUCACGUGAUUGGUUACAUAAAAUUUCC
Pseudophryne corroboree (corroboree frog) is the source of this 688-nucleotide messenger RNA. RefSeq names its product RING finger protein 122-like. NCBI's taxonomy places the organism in Eukaryota, Metazoa, Chordata, Amphibia, Anura, Myobatrachidae. The transcript is spliced from 5 exons. Bases 1 to 408 code for a protein of 135 amino acids. The record is from RefSeq and is a predicted model, not a curated record.